GAACUAAAAACAAAAAAGGGGAAGUUAAUAUUGGGUGCACGUCGUUCGGGAGACGAGCUGCUGCGCACGCGCAAAUCUAUCACAGCGUCAAAAGGAGAAUCAUAACAUAUCGGUGACUGCAUGAGGAUAUUUAACAGAAACAAUGACUUAACCUGUGUGUGGAGACCUCAGAUUAAUCAGCGUGACUGGUCCGAGUUGAUGAGGAGAUGGACAACGUUACUAUGUCCGCCGCAGAUGGGACCGCAGAGUGUCCUCUGGUGUCCGAGGACAUGAAGGGGAUCUGCGUAAUGCCAGAUCUGGGUGCUAUCAAGACCGAGCAGUCGGUGGGCGCAAGCCCGGAUGACACAGGUGCCCAAAACGUUGCCAUGGGCAUCAAGUUCAUCCUUCCCAACCGCUUUGAUAUGAACGUCUGCUCAAGAUUCGUCAAGUCGCUUAACGAGGAGGACAGCAAGAACAUCCAGGACCAGGUGAACUCUGAUCUGGAGGUGGCUUCUGUUUUAUUUAAAGCUGAGUGCAAUAUUCAGACCUCACCCUCCCCAGGUAUACAAGUGCGUCAUGUUUACACACCAUCCACCACAAAACAUUUCUCCCCGAUCAAACAGUCCACCACACUCACCAAUAAACACCGCGGCAAUGAGGUUUCUUCCACACCUCUUCUCGUGCAUUCAUUGUCCAUUCAUCAACUAGCAGCCCAAGGAGAAAUGGUGUUUCUAGCCAGCAGGAUUGAACAAGAGACAGUGAUCAAUCUCCAGGAUGAGGAAGGUUUUACCCCCCUGAUGUGGGCAGCUGCACAUGGACAAAUUGCCGUUGUCGAGUUCCUGCUUCAAAAUGGUGCUGAUCCUAACCUCCUGGCCAAAGGGAGGGAAAGCGCCUUAUCUCUGGCGUGCAGUAAGGGUUACACAGACAUUGUGAAGAUGCUCAUCGACUGUGGUGUAGAUGUCAAUGAAUACGACUGGAAUGGGGGAGCACCUCUGCUGUACGCUGUCCACGGGAACCAUGUGCGCUGCGUUGAAAUCUUGCUCGAGAGUGGUGCUGAUCCAACCAUUGAAUCAGACUCUGGUUUUAAUGCUAUGGACAUGGCUGUUGCUAUGGGCCACAGAAAUGUCCAACAGGUUAUGGAGGCACACUUACUGAAGUUACUGAUGGGAAUCAGAGAAUAAACUGUGAAACUUCAUAAAUACUUGACACCGCUGGGUUCUGGACAGUCAUGUAGCACUCUCCAGCUGUCAAACAGGAACAUUUCGUCCCAUUCAAUCAUUGCAUCAUGUCAACCAUUCAGGGUCAAUGAUCCACAGGAAGGUUUGUGUGCAGUUUUUUGAGUUUUUCAAACUGUUAUUUUCUCUCUGGAUGCACAUUUCAAAAAGCAAACAUUUCUUCACUACAGCUUAGUAUCCACUGCUCCCCACCUGUAAUACUGUCACUUCUGAACAGUUUUUACUUUGUUCUCGUGUUCUGUUGCAUUAGUCAUUUCAUGCUUUGCCUGUCACUUGAAGUGUUUGAACUAAAUUAUUAAACAUAUUAAGCCCAACUUAACUGUUAAUGUUGAAUUGCUAAAUGGUCAUAUUGUGUGGUUUGCACUGAAGACGGUGGCAUUUGAAAUGCAUUGCACACAGUACAUGUACACAAUGUCUUUAGGAUGCUGACAAGUUUUUUUUGUUGAAUUUGUAAGUGUUUAUUUAAUUUAGACAUUUUGUGAAAUGAUAAAACUCAAUGGUAUUCUGUUUUGUUUCUAUGUAAUAAUAUCCUGUUUCUUAUUUAAAUGUCCCAUGUUACUAUGGUGCCCUCUGCCAUUGUCAAAUAAUGCUUGUUUGAUACUAGGUAUAGUAAUGGAUGUAACAAGGAUUCACGCUGUACAGGCAUUUGAGUAUAAGUUAAAAAGGUCAGACCACUGGUUUAAUCACAAAUGAAGCUGGUAUUUAAUUAAAUUAUGGUUUUAAACAGCA
Messenger RNA from Betta splendens (Siamese fighting fish), 1943 nucleotides. It is a transcript of the gene ankra2, whose product is annotated as ankyrin repeat, family A (RFXANK-like), 2. Gene Ontology annotation, cellular component: nucleus. The transcript is spliced from 9 exons. Lineage: Eukaryota; Metazoa; Chordata; Actinopteri; Anabantiformes; Osphronemidae. The coding region runs from base 207 to 1160 and encodes 317 amino acids. Gene Ontology annotation, biological process: regulation of gene expression. Gene Ontology annotation, molecular function: protein binding. The record is from RefSeq and is a predicted model, not a curated record.